Molecule: messenger RNA, 2012 nt
Organism: Bubalus bubalis (water buffalo)
Lineage: Eukaryota; Metazoa; Chordata; Mammalia; Artiodactyla; Bovidae
Gene: GPRC6A
Product: G protein-coupled receptor class C group 6 member A
Biological process (GO): G protein-coupled receptor signaling pathway
Cellular component (GO): membrane
Molecular function (GO): G protein-coupled receptor activity
Source: RefSeq, a predicted model, not a curated record
AUGACGACUGGAUAUCAAGCAAAUGAUGAAGUUGUUAGUGGAAGAUUAGUGAGUUAUGAAUCUACUGCAGAAACCCUAAGUGACAAAAUUCAGUUUCCUUCAUUUUUAUGGACAGUGCCCAGUGACUUCUACCAAACUAAAGCAAUGGCCCACCUGAUUCAGAAAUCUGGACAGAAUUGGAUUGACAUCCUAACCACAGAUGACGACUAUGCUCUCAACACUAUUGCAGUUCAAACAGCAGCAAAUAAUGUGUGCACAGCCUUCAGAGAAGCUCUCCCAGCCUUCCUCUCAGAUACUACCAUCGAAGUCAGGAUCAAUCAGACACUUGAGAGAAUCAUAGCAGAAGCUGAGUUACUUGCUGUACUGAAAAAUGUCACAUUCAUGGAGGGCUGGAGUUCAUUUCAUUUUGAUGCCCUUGGAGCUAUGAAUACUGGAUACAAUAUUGUGCUCUGGAGGGAGAUCAAUGGCCACAUGUCUAACAAGAUGGUACAAUAUGACCUGAAGAAUGAUGUCUUCAUUGUCACAAAUCAAGAAACAAAAAAUGAGCAUAGGAAUCUUAAGAAAAUUCAAUCUAAAUUCUUCAAGGAAUGCAGUCCUGGGCAAAUGAAGAAAACCACAAAAAGUCAACAUACUUGCUGCUAUGAAUGUGUGACCUGUCCUGAAAAUCACUAUAGUAAUCAGACAGAUACGGAUCAUUGCCUUUUAUACAACAACGAAACUCACUGGGCCCCUGUAGGGAGCACAAUGUGCUGAAAGGAAAUGGAGUACCUUGACUCCUUGGCUAUCUUGCUCCUGGCCCUCUCUCUGCUGGGAAUUCUGUUUGUUCUGGCCAUUGGCAUAAUAUUUACAAGAAACCUGAACACACCCGUUGUGAAAUCAUCCGGGGAAUUGAUGGUCUGCUACGUAAUCCUCUUCUGUCAUUUCCUCAACUUUGCCGGCACAGGCUUUUUCAUUAGAGAACCACAAAGCUUCACGUGUAAAACCAGGCAGACACUAUCUGGCAUGAGCUUUACUCUCUCCAUCUCCUACAUUCUGAUGAAGUCCCUGAAAAUUCUGCUGGCCUUCAUGUCCAAGCUGCAGAACUUCCUGAAGUGCUUCUAUAAACCCAUCCCCAUCAUUUUCACUUGCACGGGCAUGGUUGUCGUUUACACCCUCUAGCUCAUCUUUGCAGCCCCUGCUGUGGGACAGAAUGUCUCCUUGCCCAGAGUCAUUAUCUUUGAAUGCGAGGAGGGGUCCAUUCUUGCAUUUGGCUCCAUGCUGGGCUAUGCUGCCAUCCUGGCCUUCAUGUGCUUCAUUUGUGCCUUCAAAGGCAGGAAAUUCCCUGAGAAUUACAAUGAGGCCAAAUUCAUAACAUUUGGCAUGUUCAUUUACUUCAUAGCUUGGAUCACCUUCAUCCCCAUCUACACGUUUGGCAAAUAUAUGCUGGUUGUGGAGAUCAUCAUUAUUUUAAUAUCUAAAUAUGGGAUCCGAUGUUGCAUGUUCUUCCCCAAAUGCUAUGUUAUACUUUCUAAGCAAGAGACUAACACAAAAUCUGUCUUUCUCAAGAUGAUUUACAGUUACUCUCCCCACAGUGCAGGCAGCCUUGCCAUGAGCCACAGCAACAUCACAAUAACCAACCACACCUCUGCUGGUGGGUCUGCAGUCCAGCAGAAAAGCAGAGAUCUUCAGGUACAAGGCUUUGCACACAUAUGCAGAGAAAAUGCUAUGUGCAGACCUAAAGCUUUGCCUCCAAAAAGAAUCUCAAGUAUAUGAAUGAGUCCUUAAGACAUGGUAUGUUUCAGAAUGAAAUGUUUUCUAGGGUCUUUGCAUUUAAGAUGUGCAUUUACUUCCUGAACAAACAUACACUAUGUGACUUCACUACUACUACCUGCACCAAAUUUCCCCCUGUUCAACCACCUGUGUAACAAAGUAAAUAAAGCCCUCAACCUGAAACUCCCUUCAUUCCUUAGCCACCCCCAUCAGCCUCCAUCUUUACCUCCUUCUUUUUCGGCACAGAGCCAAAGGUAUCUUUU